This is a messenger RNA of Selaginella moellendorffii, 732 nucleotides long. RefSeq names its product pentatricopeptide repeat-containing protein At2g34400-like. Gene Ontology annotation, biological process: RNA modification. Gene Ontology annotation, molecular function: protein binding; RNA binding. The record is from RefSeq and is a predicted model, not a curated record. The coding region runs from base 1 to 732 and encodes 243 amino acids. NCBI's taxonomy places the organism in Eukaryota, Viridiplantae, Streptophyta, Lycopodiopsida, Selaginellales, Selaginellaceae. The transcript has a single exon.
AUGCGCGCGGCGAUCUCCAGAAGCGGCGUGGACGAUGCGUGCCGGAGCUACGCGCGCCUCCUCAAGGAAUGCGGUAGGCUGGGGGAUUUGGCGCAGGGCAAGCGCCUCCACGCGCAGAUCCGCGAAUCAGGGCUCCUGCUCGACGAUCGCGAGGAGAGCGGCGCGCGAUUCCUGGGCAACUGCCUCGUCCAAAUGUAUGGCAAAUGCGGCAGGACUGACGAGGCGCAGCGCGCAUUCGACUCCAUCGCGCACAAGAACAUCUUCUCCUGGACGUCGAUUCUCGUGGCGUACUUCCACGCGGGCCUCCAUGCCCAGGCGCUGGAGAGAUUCCACCAGAUGAUCAAGGCCGGCGUGGAGCCCGACCGACUUGUGUUCCUGGCGGCUCUCAACGUGUGUGGCAUCCUCAAGCGGCUCGAAGACGGUGCCGGGAUCCAUCGCCAGAUCCAAGACAAGCUGCUGGAUUCCGAUUUGGAGAUCGGGAAUGCGCUGGUCAGCAUGUAUGGGAAGUGUGGGAGGCUGGAUCUCGCCAAAGAGCUCUUCGAUUGUUUGGAGAAUGGGAGGAGAAGAGAGACUUGGGGGCUUCUUCGAUCCAUGGCGGUGGAAGGGAUAAAGCCGGACAAGCUUUUGCUCCUCACGCUGCUCAACGUUUGCUCCAGCCGGGGAGUUUUGGACGAGGAUAGCUGGAUGGCUCACGACUAUAUCGUCAAACAAAAAGAAACGAUCGAGUCUUAA